This is a messenger RNA of Papilio machaon (common yellow swallowtail), 2126 nucleotides long. Its product is annotated as CUE domain-containing protein 1. NCBI's taxonomy places the organism in Eukaryota, Metazoa, Arthropoda, Insecta, Lepidoptera, Papilionidae. The coding region runs from base 557 to 1300 and encodes 247 amino acids. The record is from RefSeq and is a predicted model, not a curated record. Gene Ontology annotation, molecular function: ubiquitin binding. The transcript is spliced from 3 exons.
UUUCUUUUGGAUAUUGCCGGUCAUUUACUCUUCUCAUUACACGGAUCCUAGUUUUUUGUACAAGUAGUGAAAUAAUGUAGUGUAGUGGCGUACAGAAAUUAGAAAACAUACAAAUUCGAAUUGUAUCGAAUGGUUGAAACUGCGGCUUUCUAAAGGUCAAGCCGGCGCAGUUAAUUUACAAACAAUGCACCAGACUCGAUGGUGAUGCGGCUAUCGGUCGAAUCGGGACCCGAGACCGGAGCGUUGCGCGCGCCCUCUAUUUAUAUCGACGACUCCGCCCCCGCGGUUCGCGCACGCGCUAUGCAAUCGCACCGACGAAAGUGAAAAUUGCACAUCACGGUGUCGCCGGGCGCCGGACGGUACCACGUCGCCAUAAGGGAGCUAAUUAGCACCGGCGUACUCGGACCGUACACGGCGGCCAGCACGCCGCGACGAUGGGCGACGGCACCGCGGCGGCCGGACACGUUGCGGCACCACUGCGACAGACGCCGGCCGGGCGCGCACCGGCGCCGCGCUCGUGACGUUCCUCCUGCAUCGCACGGAGUGCGCUACUAACAUGGCAUCCACGAUGCAGCUCGAGUUCACCCAGGCGAUGACCGACUUCAAGACCAUGUUUCCGGACAUGGACGACGACGUGAUAGAGGCGGUGCUGCGCUCCAACCAGGGCGCGGUGGACGCCACUAUCGACCAGUUGCUGGCCAUGAGCACCGACAACCAGAACGAGAGGCUGCGGCUCGAGAUGGAGCGCGUUGAGGGUGGUUCGCCACGCCGUAAGACUCUCCUCACGUCCGCAACCAAGGGGAACGUCGUUGUAAACGGUUACAACAGUAACCAUGCAGCUUCUAUAGACGUGAAUGACGAGAGUAUACCACUAGCAAUACGGAGACAAUGGGUGCCGAAGUUAAUUGGUGCAUUACCGCCAUCGUUCCUUAGAAUUCCUCAAGUAAAAGAUGCGAGAGUAGACUUAAGUUUGGAUAUGGAUGACGACAAAAUUGCAGCGUUCCUACAGAACGAAGAGUUCAUGGCUGAGCUGCGGUGGAAUCAGGAGUUUAUAGCGGCAUUGGACAGCGAACAAGGACAUAAAACCAAAUGUCACGAUGAUGAAGCAGCGUUCAAGGAGAGACUAAAAACUAUGGGAAAACUAUCUCGCAAGAAGUUCGCGCAACUGUCUAGAAUGUUUACACGCGGUGGUCCGCGGCGAAGCGGCAGUUCCCGCUCAGUGCCGCGGGGCCCUCCGGACUCCUUGCUGCUAGAGGAAGAACACAGCGAUGACGAAGAACGUCCCCAGAACAAUAUUUAACCUACAACUAGACUGAUUAGGUGUGUUUUGUGAUAAACCAAAGUUUGAUAAUAAAGACACAAUUCUAACAUUUCGUUAUCUUGUUUAGCCUGAAGGAAAAUGCUUCGAACUAAUUUAGCGUCAUAAAAAUAUAGGUUAGAUAAGUGAUGGAACGUGACGUAUCGGAACAUUGAAAGGGUACGAGAAACCUCUCGGACGGUUCUUUCUUUCAAGUAUCUUGUACAAUUUAAUGAAUAAGUUUAUCCAUUUACUAUAAUUUUAUACUUAUGUAACUAGAUAUGAGACACAUUUUAAUGUAAUUGUAUUGUAACUACUAUUGUUACAUAAAGGUCACGCUUUGCUAAGAAACGCGUUAAAGUUGCCGAUAUAGAUUUCAUCACAUGAUAGACUUAGAACAAUUGGCCUUUUAGGAAAGUUCACAAGGUAAAAGACUGGGAUUGUUAGGACGUUACGGUUACGAUGUCAUUGUUUGUGAUUGUGGGAUCGUUUUAUAUGUCAGGCCAUACAUUCGCCAUUAUGUUAUGUAAUAAUAUUAAAAUGAUGUAAAUAGAAUUGUUGUACAUUAGAUAAUAAACUUUAGUUUUUUAUAAGACAGUUGAAAAGCGCUUUUGUAAGUGGUAAAUUUUGUAGUACAUAAUGCAAAAUGGAAUGGAAAAGGGAGAUAUUAAUCAAAAUUUCGUUAUGUACGCAACGCUUACCUUUUUAAGUCAUGUCUCUCCAAUAUUAACCCACACCUUCAUCUAUACAUAAGUCGAAAUUCCAGUAAAUGUGUUUUGUGUAUUCCAACUUUAAUUUUGUCAAUUUAUAUAAAAAGAAAUCUCGUGCA